Molecule: messenger RNA, 1202 nt
Organism: Moneuplotes crassus
Lineage: Eukaryota; Ciliophora; Spirotrichea; Euplotida; Euplotidae
Source: the annotation of a GenBank genome assembly
UAUUUCUAAAUUUCAAUGUUCUACACAAGAAAUGGAAACGGUAAAGUAAGGCUGAAGAGAGGGAAUGAAAGAACGACCAAAAUCACAAAUAAAAAACUCUUCUGGUAUAACAACUAUACCAUCCCAAGAGUCAAAACUAUUAUUGACAUUAAAUCUAAGCUGUAUGAGCCUCCAAAGUUAAUUAAGGAAAAUCAUUUAAAAAAUAUCGAGAAGUGUCCACCCAAAGGCCCAGUCAGUGGUAUCAAGAAUUUAGACUCUAUGCUUGACAAGAGACUAAAGCCUUUGAGAAAUGUCUCGUGACCUAAAUUAGUAACAGAUAUCAUCAACAAGAAAGUAGAAGUCGAUGAAAAGGGAGAAUUAGUUCUUGAUAUUCAGCCAAGAAUUCAAAAAUUUAUUAAAAAACUCGAGAAAUAAACUCAAAGAUAAUAAAAACUAUGAUUACAUUAUUAGUAAGAAUGAUACUUUUGGGAGAGAUAAAAGGAAGUUGCUUGAUGUGCUUGCUCUCUCUGAUAAGUUAAACCCUAGCAGAGAUCAAAGAUACUCAAAUCCGAAUAGAUUUCGAUCUCUUGGGGCUUCCAGAAGACCUGCCAAAACAGCUGAUCCACAUAAGGACAAAAGAAAUGAAGGUCCAGCUGAAGUUCCAAUUGCUGAUAUGAUAAUGCAAAAUAUUGACCGUUUGAAUAUUGUUCCUGGACUUUGGAAUAAGCUGUUAGCACAACAUAGUCUGAUCAAUGAAGAGAUCACUCAGACUCAUGAAAAUGAAACCCAAGGGCCUGAUCUUUCAAUAGCAAAUUUAAAAAGAGAAAAGGAUCGGAUGAGAUUUCAUAGUUUAGCAUCUGAAUCUUCUCCUAUCUCAAAGAAAAAAGCUUAUUCUAGAAAAUAGCUCAAGAUCUUCUCUAAUGAGUAGAGACAAGCUUUCCAAGAAAAUACAGAGAGGGAAAUGCCAUUUUGCCAGCACCCAAAGAUUUUAUGAAGAGCAAAAAUCAAAUAUGAGAUUAUUUAAAGGCAAUUCAGAACUAGCUAACAUUAACUUCCAGAUGAAUAGCCUCAGAUCCAAAAGAGAAGACCCUGAAGUCAUCAAGGUUAUGGAGAGAAUUAAUGAGAAUAUCAAAAACGUGCUUGCUCCUCCCUCAAAAAGAAAGAUCAUUAAAAAGAAAAAGAGUAUCACUGAUUAUUCCUUCAGCAGUGGAGACCUAUCAUAA